CAUGCUAACUCCUGCUUAAAUAGAAACACCGGGAAUAAACCUUUGCGAUUGCGUAGUCUGAGGUUUCAGCCGAGGUUCACCGGAGGAUGGCGGAUAAAUUACCCCUGCCGCGGUUGCUGGUGACGGCUCGUCCUAAAAAAGAGGGCAAGAAUAGAAAGACGGAGGCCGAGAAGGCUGUGACGAGAAGGAGAUUAGAUAAAACGAGAGUCAACAUCGGUACAGCUUUUCAACGAUGGAGACAACUGAGGGAGCUCAAGGGCCUGCGAAGCGACGCCGUGGUUGCUCUGUUUCUGUUGGACAGUUAUGAGAAGCAAACAUCGACUCCGUGGAAACCCGGAUUGUUGAGACCUCCUCCCCCCGCUGGGUCAGCUGUUCCUGCGGAGUCUCUCUCUGACCAAGACGACGACCUCUCAGUCGCCCCUGAAGACACGUUUGAGCUAUUUGAGAAAAGGAUAGCAGAGUACGAGGAGGAACUUCGUCAUUUUAGAGAAGAGAACGAGCGACAACACAAACUGCUGGAUGCUGUUUUCAACCCUGAAGUCCGUUUACACAGAGCAGAUGUCCUGCAGCUGGUGGUGAGUCAAGACGAGGUUUCCCCUGAGCAGCAGGAAUUGAGCCCUAGACUGGACCAGAACGACCCACCAAACUCACCACAAAUUAAAGAUGAACAGAAGGAACUCUGGGGCAGACAGGAAGGGGAGCUUCAAGUAGAAGAGGAGUUUGAUAUCAGCAUGUUAAGAUUAAAACAUAUCCCUGUGAAGAGGGAAGAAGAAGAUGGAGAGAAACUUCAGUCCUCACAGCUUCAUGAAAACCAAACUGUAGAAAGCAGAGACACAGAGCAUUUGAAAAUAGAAGCUGAUGGAGAGGACUGUGGAGGAGCAGAACCAGAAUUAAAUCCAGACAAUCAUUUACAGCCAGUUACUCCUGACAAGACUUCACACUUUUCUGGAUCUGAUACUGAUGACAGUGGUGAGUGGGAGGAGAGUGAUGAUCCUCAGGAAGGUCUUCAUGCAAGAAAAAAAUUCAUCUGUUCAAUUUGUAAAAAAUGUUUUUCUUCAAGAGCAGCUGUUGUGAAACACAUGAGGACUCACACAGGGGAGAAACCCUUCAAGUGUUCAUUUUGUGGUAAAAGAUUUGCACAAAAUGGACAUCUGAAGUUCCACAUGGCUGUUCACACAGGAGAGAAACCAUUUAUGUGUUCAGUUUGUGGUGAAAGAUAUGCACGAAAUGGAGAUCUGAGACGCCACUUGGCAGUUCACACAGAAGAGAAACCAUUUAGUUGUUCAGUUUGUGGUAAAAAAUUUGCACAGAAUGGAGAUCUGAAACGCCACUUGGCAGUGCACACAGGAGAGAAACCAUUUAGUUGUUCAAUUUGUGGUAAAAGAUUUGCACAAAAUGGACACCUGAGGCUCCACUUGAUUGUUCACACAGGAGAGAAACCAUUUAGUUGUUCAGUUUGUGGUAAACAAUUUACACAAAAUGGACAUCUGAAACGCCACUUGGUUGUUCACACAAGGAAUAAAACAUUUGGUUGUUCAGUUUGUUGUAAAAAAUUCUCUCGACUUGAUUGUGCCAAACGUCACAGGCUUGUGUGUGAAAGAAGGAAAAAUCUAAAUGCUUGAUAUACCAAUGAAUUCCUGUAGGAGGAAAGCACAAAAGGUAGACUAACAUCUUAACGAUGGUCAGAUUCCAAAAUGAGUCUUCUUUCGGUUUUAUCUUUUCAGCAGACAAAGGCACAUGAUUAAAGUAAUUCUGCUUUAUUUUGUCUAAAAUAGUUGUUUUGCAUGCACAGUUACUUAUUUCUGCAUGCAGAACCAAGAUGUCAAAUGAAUGCUGAGAGAGUUUUUGUUGCUUAAAUCAGUUUGCAAGUUCUCAUCUUUGUCCUUUGGACUGUUUACAUACAACAACAAACCUUCAAGAAACCACCCAUACAUGUUCCCCUGUCCCGCUCAAAAAGGUCAUUUUAGGUAGGUAGAAGAAUGUAUCUUCAUUUUGUCAGUCAUUCAAAAAUGUUUCAUAAGUUUGUUUUGCACUACUGCUUUGUACAUAAAAAAGCACUUUGUU
This is a messenger RNA of Labrus bergylta (ballan wrasse), 2064 nucleotides long. Its product is annotated as zinc finger protein 771-like. Gene Ontology annotation, biological process: regulation of transcription by RNA polymerase II. NCBI's taxonomy places the organism in Eukaryota, Metazoa, Chordata, Actinopteri, Labriformes, Labridae. The record is from RefSeq and is a predicted model, not a curated record. Gene Ontology annotation, cellular component: PcG protein complex; transcription regulator complex; chromatin. Gene Ontology annotation, molecular function: DNA-binding transcription factor activity, RNA polymerase II-specific; RNA polymerase II cis-regulatory region sequence-specific DNA binding.